AUGUCCCUCGUCAAUAAGCCAACGAAAGCAGGCAGCCCGAUCGAUCGCGAGGACCUAUUCAAGUACACGAACGGACGUUUCUUAGCGAACGAGAAGAAGGCGGUUGAUCGCAGAUAUGUAACAUUCGACUUAGAUCAGCUUUGCGCCGUAGCUGCGACUACUGGUGGGCGGUACUCGCCCGUGUGCGCAAUCGACAAGAUGGAAGGGGGGUUCAGUAAAGCACUUCUUUUACGCAGAGAGGAUGGAAGCGAGGUCGUUGCGAAGAUACCUUUCCCUAUCGCGGGGCCACCAAAGUACACCACGGCGUCGGAGGUGGCUGUUCUCAUAUACCGGCCGGAUUUGUCUUCAUAUGGAACUGCUCUCGUCGAACGAGAACUCGCAAUUCUGCAAAAUCGCACUUCCGAUGCAACAUUUGAUUCACCGCGAGGAACUCUCGAUGAGCAGAUCGAUACUCUUAAUAUGACCAAAGAGGUCAUGUCUCGACUGAACGACCGCACGCUCAUCGGAAAGGUUUCUGAGCCGGUGCUAUGGCACACAGACCUCCACAUGGGCAACAUAUACGUGUCAGGGCGGAUGCCACCACAAAUCUCAUCGAUCAUCGACUGGCAGUCUAUUGUAGUCUCGCCACUGUUCUUGCAAGCACGAUUUCCGAAAUUUCUCACAGUCGAUGAUGACUACAAAUUGGGUACUAUCAAGCUUCCAGACCUGCCGCCUGAUCUAGACAAAAUGAAUGCUGAAGAUAGGGAACUGGCUGAGUACAAGUUUCAGCAAGCUAAAGAAGCAAAGGUGUACGAAGUCAGUACCGCAGCCACGAAUAUGCGGGUUUGGAGGUGUUUGCUGAUAUCAUCAUUCCUCCGCGAGCUCUUCACUCGAUGCGGAGAGGUAUCGGAAGAGGGCGAGAUACCACUUCGCGCGUGUCUCCUCCAGGUUGUUGAUUUAUGGGACGAAAUUGGCUUCGAAGGCGAAUGUCCGCUCAACUUCAGCGAAGAGGAUGUGCAAAGGCUUGAGCAACAGUUCGAAAAGUACAGUAACUACCACAAAGUACACGAAUUUGCGAGAGGAAUUCUCAAUGCUGAUUUCGAAGGCUGGAUCAAUCCGAUGUUGGACUUUCCUGCGAAACAACAGCAGAACAAGGAAUUGCUAGAAGAGUUCGUGCGCAGGAGUAGUGAGUUUGGCAUGACACCGGAAGAGAUGAGGAGAAUUUGGCCGUACUCGGAACGAGAUUGA
Molecule: messenger RNA, 1227 nt
Organism: Alternaria conjuncta
Lineage: Eukaryota; Fungi; Ascomycota; Dothideomycetes; Pleosporales; Pleosporaceae
Exons: 3
Coding region: 1-1227 (408 amino acids)
Cellular component (GO): mitochondrion
Source: RefSeq, a predicted model, not a curated record